AUGUGCAUGACGAAAGCGGCGACCGCACUGUUGGUCGUGCGGGGUGCGGAGGCGGAGGUAGAUGCGGAAGCGUCGGUUCGGAUAUUGGCAGAGGCGGUGGGGGCAUUGGUGGCGAAAGCGGCGGCGGAGGCGUGGCAUGCCCGGCCGGGGGCAACGACUGCUCUGAAUGCUGCGCGGCCGGUCACGGCGACGCUCGUAGCAACGAGGCCGGGUCAUCCACGCCGAGAAGAGCAGUUUAUCUUCGGGAGCCCUUGGAGUCGCCGAGUGCCGGUCCAGGCAAUCUCGGACACGGAUUGGAUGCAUUAG
Prorocentrum cordatum is the source of this 306-nucleotide messenger RNA. The record is from the annotation of a GenBank genome assembly. Lineage: Eukaryota; Dinophyceae; Prorocentrales; Prorocentraceae.